AUGUCUAUUCCUAUCUAUUUAAGAUUGUUCAUAUCUAUCUCACUAUCCCAGUGCACUCAUAUCUAUUUCAUCUCUUCCUAUCUAUCUAUCGCAGUCUCUUCCUAUCUAUCUAUCGCAGUCUCUUCCUAUCUAUCUAUCGCAGUCUCUUCAUAUCUAUCUAUCGCAGUCUCUUCAUAUCUAUCUAUCGCAGUCUCUUCAUAUCUAUCUAUCGCAGUCUCUUCAUAUCUAUCUAUCGCAGUCUCUUCAUAUCUAUCUAUCUAUCGCAGUCUCUUCAUAUCUAUCUAUCUAUCGCAGUCUCUUCAUAUCUAUCGCAGUCUCUUCAUUAUCUAUCGCAGUCUCUUCAUAUCUAUCGCAGUCUCUUCAUUAUCUAUCGCAGUCUCUUCAUUAUCUAUCGCAGUCUCUUCAUAUCUAUCACAGUCUCUUCAUAUCUAUCUAUCUAUCGCAGUCACUUCAUAUCUAUCUAUCUAUCGCAGUCUCUUCAUAUCUGCAUGUAGUCAUUUUUCUUUUCUUUCUUUUUUUUUUUACUUUCUCAUUUCUUUCUUUUUACUUUUUUUUCAUUCCCUUUUGUAUAUCAUUUGUUCUUUUUUUUCUAUUAUAGAGUUCUUCCCUUUAGGUAUUUAUUCUCCUCUUUUGUUAUUUUCUUUCUUUUCUUUCCUUUUACAUUCUUUAUUUUCUUUCCUUUUUCUUCUUCCAAUUUUUAAGAUACUUCCCUAUUCGUUUUCUUUCCAUUUUCUUUCUUUUUUUUUUUUCCAUUUUCUUCUGCUAAUUUUUAAGGUAUUUUCCUCUUCUUUUUUCUUUCUUUUCUUUACUUUUUUUUCUACCAAUUUUAAAGAGAGUUUUCUCUUCAUUUUUCUUUCAUUUUUCUUUAUUUUCUUUCUUUUCUUUUCUUUUACAAUCUUCAUUUUCUUUCCUUUUUCUUCUUCCAGUGCUUUCCUCCUUUUUCUUUCUUUAUCUUCUUUCUUUUCUUUCCUUUUUCGUCAACCAAUUGAAAGACUUUUCUCUUCUUUUUUCUUUCAUUUUUUUUAUUUUCUAUCUUUUCAUUCCUUUUUCUUUCGUUUUUUAAGAUCCUUCCCUAUUCUUUUUCUUUGUUUUUUCUUUGUGCUUUCCUCCUUUUUCUUUACUUUUUCUUUAUUUUCUUUCCUUCUUCUACCAAUUUUAAAGAUACUUUUCUCUUCUUUUUUCUUUCAUUUUUCUUUAUUUUCUUUUCCUUCUAUCAAUUUUAAAGAGACUUUUCUCUUUUUUCUUUCUUUUUUCUUCUCCCAAUUUAUAAGUUACUUUCAUCUAUUUUCUUUUUCUUUCAUUCUCUUGCUAUUUUAUCUUUCAUUCUUCUUCCAUUUCAUAAAAAUCUUUUCCACUACUUUCUUCUUUCUCAUUUUUCUUUACUCUUUCUUUUUCUAUUUCUUGAAAGUGUCUUUCUAUCCAUUUUUUAUUCUUUCUUUUUCUCCUUUUUUUUUUACAGUUCCUUUCCCCUUCUUUGUUUACUUUUUUUUUAGUGAUUUUUCCUUUACUUUCUAUUUUCUUUUUUUAUAUCUUUAUCCUCGUUUUAUUUUCACUGUUAUUUUCUUCUUUGUUUCUUUCAUUUUUUUCAUCAAUUUUCCUUUACUUUCACUUUCUUUCUUUUCUUUCUUUUUUGCAACUCUUUACCUUCACUUUCACCUUUUCUUCUUUUUCCUAUUUUUCUCCUCCUUCCAUUUCUAA
Messenger RNA from Acanthosepion pharaonis, 1698 nucleotides. Lineage: Eukaryota; Metazoa; Mollusca; Cephalopoda; Sepiida; Sepiidae. The record is from the annotation of a GenBank genome assembly.